AUGGAAAACGCAGUUAACAUUUUAAAUGAAGUUAUUGGAAAAAUAAAAGAUUAUAACAAAAAAUAUGGAAUAAAUUUGGACGAAUUUCACAACGUAUUGUUUGUAACGAGUAUAUUAUUGGCAUUGUUAUUUAUUUUUUAUAUAUUUUUUAUUUUAUUUGCUAUAUUUUUUAAAAAAUCAAAAUCAAAUAAAGUUGUAUUAUUAUUAGGACCAUGCGAAAGUGGUAAAACCACUUUCCUUUUUAAAUUAAAAACAGAUAAAAUGUGUAGAACUGUCCCAUCAAUGAAAGAAAAUGUUGCUUUUAUAUUUUUAAAAAAUAUUAAAAAGUCAAAAUAUAUACAAUUUGUUGAUUUUCCUGGUCAUCCUAAAUUAGCCUUUGGUAUUAAAAAGUAUCUAAACAUUACAAAUGUAAUUGUUUAUUUACUUGACAGUUCAGAUAGACAAUCUCUCAAAUAUGUCGCAGAAAACAUGUUGGAAUUAUUUAUGAAUAAGGCAAUUGUCAAAAGACAAAUUCCUAUCAUCAUUUUUUGCAAUAAAACAGAUUUGUGUAAUUCGCGUCCAAAGAAAGUUAUUAAAGAGGAUUUAGAAAGAGAAAUCGAAAUUUUGAAGAUGUCUAAAUACAAUUCUCUUGAAGAUGAUAUUAAUGAUGAAACGGAAUGUUUUCUUGGCGUCAAUUCAGAAUUCUUUAGAUUUGAAAGGGCUCCAAUCCCAGUGGAAAUGUGCAGCGCUUCAAUAAAAAAUAAUAAUGUGGAUGAGGUUAUUGAGCUUAUUGGAAAAUAUUAUUAA
Molecule: messenger RNA, 786 nt
Organism: Plasmodium yoelii
Lineage: Eukaryota; Apicomplexa; Aconoidasida; Haemosporida; Plasmodiidae
Product: signal recognition particle receptor subunit beta, putative
Exons: 4
Coding region: 1-786 (261 amino acids)
Biological process (GO): intracellular protein transport; protein localization to organelle; Golgi to plasma membrane protein transport
Cellular component (GO): Golgi apparatus
Molecular function (GO): GTPase activity; GTP binding
Source: RefSeq, a predicted model, not a curated record